ACGAACACCCGGUUUCAGAAAAUGCGCUGCAGCUCCGACGAACGUGCGUGUGUGGAAUUUGCCAAGAUCGAGCUCUAUUCGUUAUAUGUACGCGUCGCCCCGUACACCAAGCUCCUGGCCAGCGAAGGCUCCAGAUGCCCCUGACCCUGCGGGAGCAGAUCACCAUGGAGAAGACGCCGAGCUACUUCGUCACCGAGGAGGUGCCGGCGCGCAUUCGAAGCACGCUGCCGCAAGCUCGCCUCCUGGUCGUCGUUCGGGACCCGGUCACCCGGGCGCUCUCCGACUACGCUCAGACUGCCUCCAAGCGCCCCGACACCACUCUGCCCUUCGAAGUCCUGGCGUUCCGCAGGCGCCGAAGGAGGAGAGACGGCGACGCCAAUUCAAACAUUCGCCACCAGUCGCCUCGCAGAAGGCGAGCCCGGUCCAGAAAUGACACCUUCAGUGGCGCAAGAAACGCCAUGACUCCUGGAUCCAGCAAAAUCGAGUUUCCAGCAGCUCCUAGCUAUAAGAAGCGUGAAGGCGUUAAAGAAGGAUUUCUUGGGAGGCUGAAUGGCCGCGACAGUUCUCAGCGGGGGCACAUAACCGCUGACAUGUACCACGGGAAAAACACAGAAGACCGCGAAGUCACUAUCAGGAGAAGCGAGGCUACUCGCAACGAUGAGCAAAACUACGUGUCGUACAAACCGAACGACACGCCUACACAUGAGUACGCAAGUCUGAAUACGACAACAGACUACAACCGGGUGAAACUCGUUGCCUCUGACCCCCACCAGGAGAACAGUCGUAGCAGUGGGAAUGAAAUUCCUGACGACAUUGCGUACGCCAAAACCAAGAAGAAAGGUGCAUCUUCAUCAUCUAGAGGCCGAUGGACUGACGCAGCAAGUGAAGACGAUAAGAGGGCCUACAAAGAAGACACUGACCAGAAGUCCACUGGCAGGGACUGCGGUCAGGUCAGUUACAGCGUCAACAGUACGUGCACGAACGGAAGCAGCGACGUCGACGAGUCGUGGUCCGGCAUCCGCAUCGGCCUCUACGCCAAUCACCUCACCCAUUGGCUCAGGCACUUCCCGCAAUCCCAAAUCCACGUGGUUAGCGGCGAGGAGCUCGUCAGGAACCCAGCCCGCGAGAUGGCCAUGGUCCAGGACUUCCUGGGCCUGCGGCGGCUGGUGUCCGAGGACCACUUCUACUUCAACAGAACCAAGGGAUUUCCCUGCUUGAAGAAGAGCGAAGGCAGCGGCAGUCCUCAUUGUCUCGGCAAGACCAAGGGGCGCACGCACCCCAGGCUAAGCGAAGAGAGCGUCAGGAGGCUGCGGAAGUUUUUUGAGCCGCACAACAGAGAGUUCUACAAACUGGUAGGACGGGACUUUGAGUGGGAGCGCCCGAGGUGAACGUUGAAAAUACUAGGUGACGUUUGUUUUGAAAAAAAAGGGCGGGGGGUGGACAUUGAGAAGUUCUCAGCGUCUGGCCGCACGCACUGGCCGUUCUGACUGCCGGCUGCGACGAACACCCAGAUAGGACUGGCUUCGUUUAGUGGCGCUUCCUGAUCUCGCUGUCCCCCCACAAAGUGUUGUAAUUAAUUUGGAAGAACCGCAAUGGCCCUUCAUGUUUUGAUGUCUUCGGCCUCUCGUAAAGCAACAGCAAUGGUACUGUGCAACAACUCAGCUGGCAAAUUAUAAUGCUGUGUUAAAGGGUGUGAACGAUGCACUUUUUAGAAUUAACCAAACAUUCUGAAACUUCAGAAGACACAUCGACCCUGCCAACAUAUCGUACUUUUCUGCGUCAACGUACAGCGAUCAAGCCGUGGAAUACGACUUUUUUGUAUAACAUCAAAUACGGGCUAGGUUUUACUGAGCGAUCGAAGCAGAAACAAAAGCCAGUACAACGUAUCACUAAUCCGGUGAUGCGGCACAGCUGAAAUCCGUAGGCCCAGUGUGUUCAUUUAGAAAGAGCCCCUGACUCGGAGCCCAGCUAACGCUCAAAGACUGCCUGAUAUGUUUUCAGAACUCCAAUCUCGAAUUGAGAAGCAUUCCGAGUUCAGAAUCGCCUGCAAUUUUGAGUUUGACUUUCUAAAGAGCCGCUAAGGAUGCAUAGAAAGGUGACAGAAUAAAUUGAAUGGCCAGUAUUUCACUUCAUGGCAGAAUUUCGCGCUGAAGCAACAAGUAUUUCCCACUGUAGAGUAUAGUGAGCCAAGUGUGACUUCAAAUAAUGACAAGCCCAACAGCAGUCGGCCGUACAAUAUAUACCGCGGAGCAGUUACUGUAUGGAGUAUGAAUUCAGCACCAACUACACUUGCAGCCCUUGUCCGUGGUCAUUCACACUUCAAGGCGAUGUUCGUCCCAAAUCCUUAACAGCAAUAUUGACAUCUUUGCACUGUUACUCCGGGUGGCACAACGUGGUCGUUUCAAACUGUGUAGUUAGGACAAGUACGUGUAUUAGUAGUAGUAGUCAAACCAGACGAUGUUUGUCUUUAUUGGUGGGAAAUUUAGCAUGUGGUGUCGUUGUUCCAAUUCCGCAAGGAGAGAAGCGCAGACACGUAGUUGGUCAUUCAGUC
This is a messenger RNA of Dermacentor albipictus, 2551 nucleotides long. RefSeq lists its product as uncharacterized. Gene Ontology annotation, molecular function: [heparan sulfate]-glucosamine 3-sulfotransferase activity. Lineage: Eukaryota; Metazoa; Arthropoda; Arachnida; Ixodida; Ixodidae. The record is from RefSeq and is a predicted model, not a curated record.